AUGCCUCGAGCUCGCAAGCAUCGAGCAGGCCCAUCUCACGCUACACACCUCCCAGCACAUCGCUAUCAGCCCACCGGCCAGCCCACCGAGCAGGCAACACAGCCCCGUCUCUUCUGGCCUGGCUUUCGACGUCGCCGAAUUCAAGAAGCCAAAUCGCAGCUCAAGGCUGCGGGCCCUUCUGACCACCAUGACGAUGAGAACGAGGCAGAAGGCGAGACCUUCCACGUAGGUGACGUGGUAAUGGUCAAGCACACCACGCCCCUCCCCGUCGUCGGCCUCAUCACCCAGAUCUGGACCAUCCCCGGCGCACAGCAGGAGGAGGACGAAGAAGAGGACGGAGACGACGAAGAGGACUUUGUCCCCCUCUGGUGCAAGAUUCGCUUCUUCUACUGGCCAGAGCUCCUCUCUGGCCCCACAAAGACUCGCAUGCGAGGCCUCUGGGACAAGGUGGAGAUCUACUACACGCAUCGCCUCCCACGCUUGAUGCCCUCUUCUCGCAAGUCGAAUCGCAGUCUUGCGGCCGCCGAGCUGCCCUUCGAGGAUGACUUUCAGCUUGGACCAAGUCUGCUGGAGAGCGACGGCUUCACUGUUACCGAGAUCCUGGGCCGAGCGCACAUCCAUCCAAAUGUCGAAGCGGCCAACGAGGCAGCGCGCGUGGACACCCGAGCCCUUCUACAUCAGGGGAAGGUGGUACCUCGCCACCUCUUCUGCAACAAGGCCGUAGACCCGAUGAAGGAGCUCUUCUGGCACGUCGACUACUCCGCCAUCUACGAGAAGGGAAAAGAGGGAAGAGGAUGGGACGUGCCUGUCAAGGAGAGCGAUUUCAAGGGAAGAGCAUUGACUGAGUGGGCGGAUGCGGAGAAGAAGAGGCUGGGCAUCACCACAACCACUGGAGGACGAAAGGUGACGGUCAAACCGCUCAAGAAGCAGGCACCUGUGAAGAAGGUCCGGCGAGCUAGUUUGAGCGAGUCGGAGGAGAGCAGCUCAAGUGACGAGGACGGGGAUGGGGGACGCAGCGAUGAUGGCGACUUCCACAGCAGCGGGUCAGAGGACAGCGACGAGAGCGAGAGCGAGGAUGAGGAUGACGCUUCAACCGCAGCCACGUCCGACUACGAAGACGACGACGAAGGCUGGACCGCACGCAAGCGCAAACGCGCACCAACGAGCUAUCGGGCACCCGCACCUCGCGCCCGCCGUCAAGUCGACCUACGUCGUUCAGCUCGCGAGCAGCUACAAGACCGCAACCAGGCCACUUCCUCUGGCGCAUUGCUGCCCGAUCCAAUCUCCUCCCUACCCUACGGAUUCGCCUCUGUCGCCUCCCUCAAUUUUAUGACACCAACGGAACGAGCUCUGCGCCUCCUGCACGUUUCCACCACGCCUUCACGCCUGCCUUGCCGCACAAAGCAAGCCGAGGACCUGCUCUGCCUCCUAGAGGACUCGCUCGAUACGGGCAUCGGGUCGUGCAUCUACAUCUCCGGCGUGCCAGGAACGGGCAAGACGGCAACUGUGCGCGGCGUCAUUUCGCAGCUGCAGCGUCGGGCCGAGGUUGGGCAGGUGAAUCCCUUCGACUUCCUCGAGAUCAACGGAAUGCGGGUGGCGGACGCGGGCGAGGCGUAUUCGAUGUUGUGGAGCGUGGUAGGCGCUAGCGGGGGUGGGGGGCGACGAAGCCCGAAAGCAGCGCUGGGCUUGCUGUCGCGCCACUACGCCGCUACAUCUAGCAGCGCAGGUUUGGGACCAGGAAGGGCAGCGACCAUUGUCCUCAUGGACGAACUUGACCAGCUCCUCACCUCGAGGCAGGAUGUUAUGUACAACCUCUUCAACUGGCCGUCUGCCCGCAACUCGAGGCUAAUCGUCAUUGCGGUCGCCAACACGAUGGACCUGCCGGAGAGGACCAUGUCCGCGAAAGUGGCCAGCAGGCUAGGUAUGACGCGUAUCACCUUCAUGCCGUAUGCCGAUAAGGAGUUGGGGGAAAUUGUCAGGUCGAGAUUGAGAGCUCCUGAGCCCAGGCGUGACGAUGAGGAAGACGUGUUAGGGGAGAUGGAGAAUGAGCAGGAGAGUGCAGAACAGCACGCACUCCUUACCGCAGCCACGGCAGGAUGCGAGCCCCUUUUCGCCAACGAAGCGAUCACGUACGCGGCGAAGCGCAUCAGCAACGUAUCAGGCGAUGCUCGACGCAUGUUGGACGUCUGUCGUCGCUCACUCGAGUCCGUGUCCUCGACGGAGGGCUCACGCGUCACAAUCGCAGACGUGCGAGCAGUACUGGACGGCAUGGUCAAGUCUUCGCGGCCGAGCCACAUCUCUCGCUCCCUCUCGCUGCAUGGAAAGGUACUGCUGGUAUCGCUGCUGGCAUUGUUGCGCAAGACUGGCCUAGCAGAGAUCUCCCUCGCCGAUCUGAGCAACCAUCAUCGCGCCCUCUGUCGGCUGCACGACGUUGGUUCCCUCUCCAACAACAACACCGCUUCCUCAUCCGUAGCACUUCUCGCUCUCAACCAACUCGUGUCCCUCGGCCUCGUCAUUCUCGUGGGCAGCGCAACAGGACCGGGCAAGGCGGCAGGGCAGGGUCGCGUACUGCUUUCGACAUCAUUGCGGGAGGACGAGGUGCGGCUUGCGCUCGAGGGAGAUGAGGACCGCAGGGUCAGGGGUGCGGGUGGGGAUCGCGUCCUGAGCGAGGAAGAGGAGGAAGCGGGCCGUACACUCGUUGGCUUCCAGGCACAACGACGCGUUUGCGGCGUUAAAACGGCAAGCGGCAUCCGUGACGGGCCGUCUGUUGGAGUUGGAUACGGCAGUUGCGCCGACGAUCAAGCAACAUUGAUCACUCGUGGGCUGUGUGACUCGCUGCUGGCUUCUUGCUUCUCAAUCCAAUCCUCCAUCCUCAUCUUUGAUACCACCCCUCUGUUCGCGAUGCGCUUUUUCGUCACUACGACUGCACUGCUGCUCAGCCUCGCUUCGACUGGCUGGGCGGCACAGUACCCUACGCCCAACAAUCUGCCUGCCAAGACGGCCCCCGGCCAGACGGGCUUCAAUGACUGCCGCAAGCGAUGGGGCGAUUCGAGCCCCGACUCGCUCUGCCAGAACGCCUACGUCAAUGAUAUCAACACUUGGUGCAUCUUCGCCCCUGCUACCGUCAACACCGUGGGCAAUGCUGAGGCUGACACGGUGGCAUACUGCACCAAGAAGGGCUUCGGCACCCGUAUCAUCCCACCUGGUACUGUCAAGGGCUUGCAAUUCAUCAAGGUCGGCGACGAGUAUCUCCAACUCACCGCAGUAGGAGACUUUACCAAGAUCAAACUGAAAGCCCACGAUGACGGAGGAGAGCUGGACAAUGCAGGCGCAGAUAACGUCGGCAACCCCCGCGGUGGCAAAGUCUUCACAAACGCCUUCAAGGGACACUACGAGCGCUCCAUCCACUGGCACAUGUUCCUCGGGUACAACGAGAUGUCCAUGCGUAUCUGCUCGCGUCGCGGGGAUAUGCGCAACUGCCCUCACAUAUACGACGAACAGGGGAGUCAAUGGAACGACCCAGGCGUAUACGAAUCAGGCCAUUUCGAGCACUGCCAAGGCGAGCGAAGCAAAUUCCCCGGCAUCUACAAUGGCAAGCAGUGGUUCCAGCACGACGGCGAGGCUCCUCCCGCUCACAAACCUGGCAAGACGUUCAACUGCGUCCAGCAGCCAGGAAUUUACGGUCUCGGGGGCCAUAUUGCCCAGAAGGACGUUCCUGGGUCGUAGGUGCGGCGAGAGACCUCGUCAUGAACUCCCUAGGCUGCGGACACUAGUCUCUCCUCCCUUGAUCCGAUAAUGUCGCUUGUUUCCCCCUACUCUUCCCUUG
Molecule: messenger RNA, 3826 nt
Organism: Jaminaea rosea
Lineage: Eukaryota; Fungi; Basidiomycota; Exobasidiomycetes; Microstromatales
Exons: 9
Coding region: 1-3726 (1241 amino acids)
Biological process (GO): mitotic DNA replication checkpoint signaling; DNA replication initiation
Cellular component (GO): nuclear origin of replication recognition complex
Molecular function (GO): ATP binding; ATP hydrolysis activity; DNA replication origin binding
Source: RefSeq, a predicted model, not a curated record